UUAAUCAACUUCACCAUCGAGUAUCGGACAGCCAUUGAGGAGAUGACAGCCAAGCGUGAGCACAACUUAAGGGUGUUUGAGUUGUCAGUAGAGGAGUGGAAGAUUGCAUCUGACCUGCAGGAAGUUUUCAAGGAUGCUACGACCUUCUUCUCACGCUCCACACCCAACCUCGCUACUGUCAUCCCCGCUAUCGACCAUAUCGACGAAAUGCUCUUGGCCCAUGAAUCCAGCUCAUCUCUGAAUCGUGCUGUACAAUCUGCGCUCACUCUUGGCAAAAAAACACUUGACCACUACUAUUCAUUGACAGACAAAUCUGAUGUGUAUCGUGUGGCCAUGGUGUUGCAUCCUCGUCAUAAACUUCAAUAUUUCAGAAUGGCCCAGUGGGAUCAAGAUUGGAUCGCGACCGCAGAACAACUCAUCCGCAAUGAGUUUGAUCUCAACUAU
Messenger RNA from Suillus discolor, 444 nucleotides. RefSeq lists its product as uncharacterized. NCBI's taxonomy places the organism in Eukaryota, Fungi, Basidiomycota, Agaricomycetes, Boletales, Suillaceae. The annotation marks the transcript as partial. The record is from RefSeq and is a predicted model, not a curated record. The transcript is spliced from 3 exons.